ACAUCAGUAGGGAGAAAAAAAUGUGACCUCAGUGACUUUGACCGUGGCGUGAUUGUUGUUGCCAGACGAGCUGGUUUGAGUGGUUCAGAAACUGCUGAUCUCCUGGGAUUUUCACACACAACAGUCUCUAGAGUUUUUACUCAGAAUGAAGCCAAAAACAAAAAACAUCCAGUGAGUAGCAGUGGAUGAGAGAAUGACCAGACUGGUUGGAGCUGACAGAAAGGCUACAGUAACUCAGACAACCACUCUUUACAACUGUGGUGAGCAGAGAAGCAUCUCAGGGUGAACAACACGUCCGACCUUGAGGUGGACGUCUACAACAGCAGAAGACCACGUCAGGUUCCAGUCCUGUCAGCCAAGAAGAGAAAUCUGAGGCCGCAGUGGACACAGACUGCACCAACACUGGACAGUUGGAGACUGGAAAAACGUAGCCUGGUCUGAUGAAUCUGGAUUUCUGCUGAGGCAGCAGAUGGAAGGGUCAGAAUGUGUAAUUGUUCAUAUUUUGUUUCUGAAACCUACACUAUGUUCCUUUUGAUUAAACUCUAACAAGGCUGCCUGCAUUGCAGAAGAGAUGAAGGUGAAGAAUCUUUUUUCAUUCCAGCAGAAAUUUAAGGAGAGAGCAGGAGGAGGGCGCUCCAACUUGUUUGCCCUGGUUUGUAAAGCAAAAGUGAAAACUGUUGUCACGUGGCCUUAACUCUGAGGAGCACAAACUCUAGCAGGGUUCCCCGGAAUCAUCGAGCACUUCAUGAAAAAUAAAAUAAAUUCCUUGCAAACCUUUCUCUACAACUUUAAAUAAACAGGGGAAACGAAAAAUGUUCCCAUGUUGCCACAUUGCCUUUAGAUGCAGGGUAAAGACCAUCAAAUAGAUAGACUGUGCAGAAGAGCACUGAGCAUCAAGCAGCUGGACAGCGUCCUGAGAAGGAGACGUGGCUGAGGGAGAACGUUUGAAGAAAAGGGACGCGGCCGGUGGCGACUGCAUGGUCUCCUCUGCCUGACUGCAGGUGUUGAACUUUAACCUGCACCCUGGCACUGACAUGGACGUGCACUGGGCCUAUUCACAGUUCAGUUGCAUUGGGUUCCACACUACGUGAUUAAGAUGCACUGUCCCGUCAGCCUGAACAGUGAAGUCUGACUGAACCGGUUCAAAUAGGAUGUCAGGUGACGCAGGAGAGCUGGAGCCCAGAGCUGUAGGAGAGGAGGCAGCGACGCGUCUGAGCAGGACAAGGCGAGUCACACGGACCACCACUGCAAGUUUAAGAACACAGGAUGAUUCAUUUGGUGAGAGGUUCCAGUGGGAAAAUCAUUAUGGUGAUGAAACCCCAACAGGCCAGGAACAUCACCUAACAGGCAUCAGACAGGAGGGACCACACAGAGCACUUAUAUUUGGAGCGGACAGAAUAAGACAGGAGGAGGCUGCCUAUUGUGCUGAUUCAGAGGUCCAGGUCCUGAAGCGUUCUGAACCCAGAUUCACCUCUCUCUUCUUAACACUCUCCAAGAAUCUAAGCCUUGACAAACCAGAAUUAAAACUCAAGCCGAAGACCAACUCCUUUCCAAACAGUUUGACUGAACCAAAGAGAGCUGAGACUGAGUACGGCUGCUGUCAGGUUAACAGACGAACGUCACCACCAGACAUCCAUACCGAGACAGCCAGUUACUGCCCCUUACCUACAAUACUAUUUCCAACCACGAAGGAAGAGCAGGUUUCCACAGUUGUUUGCAAUGAACUGGAGACUAGCAGGGACUUGAGUCUAAAUCACAGUUUGUCAUAUGGUGACUUUGGACUGUAUGAGCAUAAUGGCUUGCACACACCUGCAUGUGGGGCACAACCAAAAAGGACUGGCUGUGGAUCAGUAGAGUUAGAGGGAGAUACAAAGAACCAUACAAAGGUAGAGAAUCACAAGGAUCUUGAGGAACUGUCCAGCCCCACUGUAACCAUGCUAUCUCCCACCGUGGUAACGGUUCUUGCUCCACACUUGAGUGGCCGACUACGAAGGACCAAAAGAUUUGAGGGAACGGAAAAUUCAGAAGCUCAGGGGAAUUGUCAAGAUGUGACAAACAAUGCGGUAAACUGUGCUCGUGAAUGCUUUCAGGAGAUUCAAAACCAACAUGGUGUGGAGAGGGCUUUGAUUGAUGGAUCGCAAGCCCAACUGAGGGUCCCAUUUCUGGGUACCAGGAGGAAUACAGUGGACUGGUCAACUAAGAGUGGUCCUGCAAGAUUGGACUAUGAAUCUAAGAGGAAAAUGAUUCAAACUGUUUCUCUGGGUGUAAACUCUGGAAAGAUGGACAACAGGAAACUGUCUGCAGAUGCUUUAAGCCCUGUAGUCACAGCUGCAUCUGCAAUAUCUCCCCUGUCCCUUGACCCAAAUGAACAAAGGAGAAAUCCUCAAACUGGCCAUCAAGGAGCACUCUCAGCCUUAAGCUCUAAACCAACAACCAGCAGUCUACUUCUCUCUUCAAGAAGAAUCAACUCCAGUGGUAGGAGCUCUAAUGCAGCCUCCACCCUCUCUGAGGAAAACCCUUUGCCAAAUGAUCGAGAAGGAAAACUGUCCACAACACACCUCUCUCAAACCACUGUCAAUGAUAAUGAGCAAGAGAGGUCAAAGUCCCUCCUCUCUCCAUCGUCCAUUUCCUAUAGGACAACUGAAACCUGGCCUCUCCUUUCCCCAUCAUUCUCCAACCACAGAGAAAGGAACAUACCUGAAUCACGCGUUUUUUCAACUUCACCUAUAAACAAAGACACAGAACCUUUCACCCAACAACCUCAAACAUGUUCCAAACAGGCAUUUCUGAGUAGAGGACCAUCAGCGAGGCAACAGAACUGCAGGGGUUCCGACAAAAAUACAACCCACUCCCUUCCUAGAAGGACCACACUGACAUCCACUUCCCGGUGGAAACAAGUUACCCCUGAAGGCAGUUCCCCUCUAAUCCCCAAUGAUACAACCAAAGUCGAAGCCCAACCAAACACACCCUUAGUUCCACCCUGCAAUGAUAAAAGUGACUUGGCCUUGCCAGGUCCAACUAACAACAAAGGAUUUAGUAGUCAAAUCCCCAAUAACAGAGAGAACAAUAACACAACAGAGUCAGUUUGCAAAGGUAGCAUGAACCUUGUUAUGAAGACACAGGAAGGAACUCACAACCCCAAACAAAGACAUGUUGAGGAUUCACUUGACCACAAAUCAGACAGGCUUGUCAAACAGCAAUAUGGCUCCAAUUUAAACAACAGAGCACGCCAAAGGCAUCAUAAUUUGCCCGAUGUUUUUUCUUGGUCUAAAAUUAGCAGAGCUACAGCACACAAAACACUGAGUCACCCUAAAGAUCUCAGCAAGCGUGAUGUAAGUAAUAGUUCACUUACAACAAAUGUAACUGAAUUACCACAUACUUUGCUAAAUCCGAAGAGCGUAAAUACACCCACAGAGAGCAGCACCAAAUACAAUAAUAAUCAUUGCUCAUCCAAAACCAACAGCAGCCCUGCAUCACCUCACAACAAGGACUCUGAAAAGUUUACCAAACAGUCUCUUUCUCUUGCCACCUCCAUCACUCUCAGUAGUCAAGCUCUUUCUUCUACAGUGACUGCAGGCCUCCCCCCAAACCGAAACACCAAAACUAGUUCCUCCUCUUAUUCUCAUCCAGUUUCUUCUAAAACCAAUACUCAUACUUUAUCACACACUAGCUCUUCUUCCCAAACACCCAAAUUCACCAACACCACAUCUCUUGGCUUUGAAAGAAGCUAUGCCUCCAUUCCCAAGCCUUUCCACACUAAAACAGUGUCUAGCCUGAUGCCCACAGUCAGUACUUUCUCUAAUACAAACUACAUUCCAGUAUCCACUGCAUCUAUCACCCCUUCUACAAUUGGCAGCCAUCCUACAGUCGCAACUGCUCCUAGCCUAUUCCUCCCUACUUCUGCCACUCCUGUCAUUACAUUUUCUCCCACUAUCACCUUCUCCUCUCUCCUAACCCCCCCUGCAACCCCAAUCAUUACCAGUCCCAACUACUCAGAAACAUCGUGCCCUCAGGAAUGGGGGACAUUUUCAAGCAGCCCAAAAAGAGACCCAAAGAAACUGCACCCCCAGGUAGAGGGAAAGAGAUUGAGACAAGUAAUGUUGGAGGACUCGUUGGCCCUUCAGCGUUCUGAGCCCAUCACAUUGGAGAAACCACAUCCAUCUGGAGUCCCAACAAGUCCUCUAUCUCCCUCCAGGUUCCCCCGAAGUGUUAGAGCUCCGUCCAUCUUCUCCUUUCUUAGAUCAAGCAGUCAAACCACAAAUACAUCUCCUCUGUGCUCCCCUAUGCCCAAAACCUCCCACAUACAGGUGGGAAAAGGAGGGAAGUAUCGAUCCCUGUCAUCUGACUCUAUGGCUUUAACAUCCAGAGUGCAAGAGAAGUCCAAACAAAGACCUAGUGACAUUAUGAUCUUUGACCAGUUAAGCCAAGACGUAACCACAUCCAGGCAGGAGAGGACACAAUCAGUGGAGUCUGGCACAGUCCAGUGCCGUUCCUCUGCUCCUCUCUCCCGCCCUCCUGACUUUUCAGGUGGUUAUAAGCUUCGUUAUAGCUCCCCACCAUACUCCACUCUUAUGUCUAGCAGAUCAGCACAGGGAGAAUCUAAGACAUUAACACUCAGAUCACCUCUCUUCCACCAAGCCUCUCAAUCAAAUUAUACACCACAACUUUCCUUACAUACUGACCCAGGUGCAGCCAUGACCAUACCUACAUCCAAACCCCCUCUGUCGCCUAUCAGCCCACCGCCAUUAUCUUUGCCUUUACAAGACAAAACUGCCACGCAAAAAAGUUCAAAGUUUGGGAUUUCAGAAGCUGAUCAAGUCAACAAUAUUCACAGCAAUAAUAGCAGCCAAGAUCUCCAGAAUGGCCAAAUAUUACUUGUCGACAACAGAUUUCAUAUCAGCUCAAAGUGUUUGAAAGGUGAUAAGGCACACAACUCCUCUUCAGCAUGUGUAACUGAGACACUAGUUUACAGCAUUAAAUCUAACGUAGAUACAGCUACAGCUGCCGCAAAGAACACCACACCUAAACCUUUGCAACAUACUGCAAACAGAGCACUUUCUUUUGACACCAAGUUAAGUCAACAGCCAGAUGCAGUGCAGAGUAAGGAAGCGUCAGGUGAACCCCAUAGUCAUUCAGAUCAGAGCUCCACUGGUGGCAGCUCAUUAGAGAGUCAGUCCCAGGACGACAAAAGCUGCAACAAAAGAAUGAAGGAGAGUGUACUGGGUAAAAGCAGAUUCUUUUCAGUGGAGAGCAGCAAUGGACAAAGCCCAAAGAGAAGCCGGUUUGCACUGAAGAAAAAUGUCAGUCCACCAAACUCCAGUUUAUCAAGGUCAGACUCAGAGAGGGCCAACAAAACUAACAACAAAAUGGACCAGGUCCUUAACAGACUGAGACAGACAUUCAGCACUAGACGGUCUGAUGACGAUCUGUCGUUUCCAUGGAAAUGGAAAAAGGCCUCCCAAACACCUUCUGUUUGUGGAUCAAGUGACAUCAGCUGUGUCAGUGUUAUCACUGUUGACAGUACCAAAAUGCUAGAGGAAAAAGAGCAAGAGGGUGGGGUUGUGCUGAAGGACAAUGAAAAGGGAACAGAGAGUUCGAACAGAUGGGCACAAAACAAAUACACCAUCAUACAGGCCUCAGCUGUUGGUAGCACAAUGACAGGAGAUCAAUUCUCAAUUCGGUCAGACAAAUCAACUCCAGAAACUGACCAGGUUGAGCGAAAUGCUUGUGCAGGGGCCAAGACUGAACGUAAAACCCAAGUUCGUCUGACAGCACACAGUCAAACAAUGCACCAGUUUGACGUUAACAAAGACAGCAGGACAGAUUAUAAAUCCAUAAACCAGUUCCCCUCAUGUAGAGAUCCCAGUCCUGGUAGAAGCCCGAACCCAUCUGGUGGUUAUCCUAAUCAGUUCAGGAAGUCCACAUCCAGUCCCAGGAGCCCCUUCUCCCCCUUCUCCUCUCUUUCCCCUCUCUCCUCACCUGAUGUAACAGACGACAGUGUUUUCUACAGCCCAAAGCUGCUGCGUCGCAGGGAAUCCUCCUCACCAUGUGAGCCAGGAGAGGGUAUCAGCCUGGGGGGUUCAAGGAGAAGCCGAGCAUCCACAGGUCCUCCGAGUUCCGGUCCAGGACAGGACAAGGAGCGCUUGGCAUCCUCCUAUGCAGACUUAAAGUAUGGCAUUGAGCCUGGGAGGUCAUUUUCUGUGAGUUCAGUACUCUCCAAUCGACCCUCAGGGCCUGGGCGCAUUUCCACUGGAUCCAGAUUCAUGAGUGUUGGUGAUCUCUCUGAAUCUUCCUUGACUUAUGGAGGUACUAGCAUGGGCUUGGAUCAGUGGUUAUUCACACCUGAUUGGACCAAAGAAUAUGAUUGCAAGCCCCCUAGCGAUUGUAGUGUGUCAUAUUUCCCCAGUGACCCUGGUAAAAUGAGAUCAAGAUCCCUUCCUCGAUCACUGACCAGGCGCUUGGCAAACUGGAGCUCAGGAGUCUCGGUUUCUCAACCUGUAACUACAACAACCUCAAAGCCAGCCCACCUUUGGAGCCCUAACGUGAACAAUUGUCACUUUGGAUGGGAUACAGAGGGUCCCCCAACACCUCCUCCAACACCUCCCAUGUCACCAGUGUCCAGACGCAUUUCCGAACCCCCCAGCCUUUCCUUCCCCACCUUUCCCAGCUCAUCCGGAGCACCGCAGUCGGUGGACUGCCAGUCCUCCAGAGGGCAUUUGCCCUCCAGAGGUUACGUCUCCAACCUUAGCACCUUUGAGGAGUCUUCCGACAGCAGCUCAGACACGACAACAGAUGAUGAAUAUUACUUAGAAACAGGUGACGGUGAAGAAAAAGAAACAGAAUUGUGAAAGCAGAACAACUGCUUGAACCUCUUCCUUCUCACAGUCUCUGUGAUCCUAGACUUAAUGAUUUAGAAAAAGGAGAUAAAUCCACAAGAAGAAAGAUGAACGGUAAUCUGUCAUGUACAGUGUCCUCUGCUUUUUUACCCUCUAAUUGUCUCAAGGGAGACCUGAAUUCAAUAGGGACAACUGGUUUCCUGCAUGAUUUGCAUUUCAAAAGUGGCAGAUGCUGUAAUGUUAAAUGAGCAAGCAUGGUAUUAUCAGCACAGGUUCAAAGAUGUUUUAAAGUAUGUAAAGUUUACUGUACAUGACUGCAGAUCUGCAAUGUAGGGAUAAGAAAUAACUACUGUUCAACAUUUAUAGUUCUCUCAGUUGCAUGGCAUUAGUGAGGGCUGUACAUCUGUGUAGUUGUUUUAACAAUCAAAUAAUGUGUAAAGUUAGGCUCUGGACAUAAGUCUUAUCUUUAAUUUUACAUUUCAUCCUGCUACUUAACAGUGAGUGCUGAGGUAAUCUGGAUAAAUGUGCUACCAUAUGAUAUUUCAUUUCAUCAUCUGUCUUCCUCUAUGUUUGAAGAUUGAAAUUAAUUCUGGCGAAUGUUGUCGUUUAAUGCAGAUAGAGUUUAUUUUCUUAGUCACUUUUUUUAAGCAGGCAGACUGUUUCUUUAAAAAAGUUUUUUGUAUUCUUGGAUGAAAUACAAUCAUUAUUAUUUUUUUAUUAAUAUUAUUAUUAUUUUAUUAUUAUCAAUAUUUUUGUAAUCAAACAUUAUUAAGUGCUCUAUACAGUGCCUGCUCUUAUUUGCACAGUGAACCUCUAAAGUCUUAAUAUAUCUGUUUUUAUAUAUAAAUGUAAUAUUUCCAACAAUAUUUGUGGAAUGUGUUGUUAAAUUUGAUUACACUCUUGCUGUUGUGUUGUGUCAAAUGAUCAAGCCUUAACCAGCAUGAUUUCUCAUUGUGUGUUCUUAUUUCAGUGGUUCCCAUAACACUAUUUACAUGCAAUAAGUGAAAAUGGAUGUUGAGUAUUAGCAUGACAAACAAAAGGUUCAGUGCCUGAGGCCACAUUCCAGUCCGCAGGGAAUUUUUUCAAUGACCAUUAUUAGUCACAUACUAUCUACUUUAGAUAGUGUCUGGUGUGGGUGGGGCAGUUCAACAGUUUCACAUUAUUGAAGUGGGUGUUUCCUUCUAUUCUUAGCUGUGGCAACACACAAACUGUUAAGGUGAUGGUUUUAUAAAACGUCCAUUAGACUGGGUGUGAAAUCGUUACUUCACCUGUGUUUGCUGGCCGGGUACUUUGUGUCCAUGACUUUCCCUUCAAUGUGUAAUUUUCCCCAGAGAGACUGCAUCCAUAUUAUUAGCCAUGGCAUCAUCUGCGGAAGGCAUGACAGCUUCGCAUCAUGUGUAAUCAUGAGUCUUCACAGCACUGACUUUGAAUCAGUUUUUCCAGCUUAUGUCAUAAGGAAAGUGCAGCACUGGUCACACUGCAACAGUGCUGCACUUCCUCCAGCCAACAGCCCUGUCUUCACACAGUAAACACUUGUUAAAGGCACUAAGCUGAGCCUGUGGGUGGCUGAUAACGGAGACAGAAAGAGAGCUUAUCUGGUGUUUUGUACCAUGUUAAAGACCACAAGCAGCGAUAUGUAAGGGCUGCAAUAGGCCCUUGGGAGUAGUGUUAGAUGUACUUGCCUUGUAUCCUGAAUGUGUGUAAAGCCCACAUCAAUCUGUUUUUCAUUAUGUAAAAUCUACUUAUGAUGUAUUCUUCAUGGAAGGUAUAAUAAAUCCAUAAGAAAAAUAAAUAUUGCAGACUUGCACACGAGAAUGAUUCUUUUUAAUGAGACGG
Messenger RNA from Xiphias gladius (swordfish), 8672 nucleotides. RefSeq names its product mucin-17. Bases 1152 to 6848 code for a protein of 1898 amino acids. Lineage: Eukaryota; Metazoa; Chordata; Actinopteri; Istiophoriformes; Xiphiidae. The record is from RefSeq and is a predicted model, not a curated record. The transcript is spliced from 5 exons.